Messenger RNA from Quercus robur (English oak), 393 nucleotides. RefSeq lists its product as uncharacterized. NCBI's taxonomy places the organism in Eukaryota, Viridiplantae, Streptophyta, Magnoliopsida, Fagales, Fagaceae. The transcript has a single exon. The record is from RefSeq and is a predicted model, not a curated record. Bases 1 to 393 code for a protein of 130 amino acids.
AUGGAUGGCGAAGAUGAUGAAGAGGGAGGAGCUCCUAGUGAUGACAAUGAAGGCAGUGGCAGUGAAGAUAGUAAUAUUGAUGACAGUAAAGAUAUUGAUAGUGACUAUAAUGAAGACUGUGAUGGUGGAGACAAUAGUAGUGAUGAUAGUGAUAGUGAAGGAAGUGACAAUGAAGAUUAUGGUAGUCGAGACAACAGCAAUGAUAGGGGUGAACCUCCUAGUGAUAGAGAAGAUGAAGAUGUGGGAGCUUUCUAUGAAGACAAUUCUUAUGACGAGGUGGACUAUUAUGAUGAAGACAUAGAAGAUUAUGAGGAAGCUAUAGGGGGAGAUUAUGAUGAAUACCCUUAUGGGCCACCUUCGAAUUGGAGUUGCAUUAUGGGUUUCAGUCCAUAA